Messenger RNA from Xenopus laevis (African clawed frog), 645 nucleotides. Its product is annotated as serine/threonine-protein kinase mig-15-like. The record is from RefSeq and is a predicted model, not a curated record. The transcript is spliced from 5 exons. NCBI's taxonomy places the organism in Eukaryota, Metazoa, Chordata, Amphibia, Anura, Pipidae. The coding region runs from base 25 to 630 and encodes 201 amino acids.
GAUAUGAGAUUGUAAGGGGCGGGAAUGACCUACCUUUUGUGGCCCUUAACAUCUCAAUGUAAUUCUAUAUAUUGUAUAUAUUGUCAAAUUCAAGUCAAAAUUCACCACAAAUCUGUUUUCUUUCAGGCAUGGCAUUUUAAGGAAAAGAAAGAAGUGGCCAUAAAAGUGAUAAAAGACCUUAGGGAUAAUGAAGAGAUCCUUGCUGAACUGUACGUACUUGAACGCGUUUCUGGCCACGACAACUUCCCUGCCUUUUAUGGAGCCUUUUAUCUACGGCCCAGCAUUUCAAAUGAAGAGGCGCUAUGGAUUGCUAUGACAAUGUGUGCUGGUGGCUCCGUAGACGCCUUAAUUAGGAGCACGCCCAAUAGAUCCUUGGAUGAGACCUGGAUUUCAUACAUAUGCAAGAAAGUUUUACAGGGCCUGGAUUACUUACAGGAACUGAACGUGAUACAUCAUGAUCUCAAGGGCGCCAAUAUAAUGUUAACUUCUACGGCCCGUGUGAAGAUAAUUGAUUUUGGCCUUGCCACAAUAGGGCCCAUCAGUACAAGUAAUGCAGGAACCCGCUGUUGGAUGGCACCUGAAGUCCAUGCAUGUUUUACAAGAAGUGUAUAUUAUAACUACAAGGUAUAAUUAAUAAAAUAGUUG